Messenger RNA from Ochotona princeps (American pika), 1686 nucleotides. RefSeq names its product T-cell surface glycoprotein CD1e, membrane-associated. Gene Ontology annotation, cellular component: external side of plasma membrane. The transcript has 6 exons. Gene Ontology annotation, molecular function: exogenous lipid antigen binding; endogenous lipid antigen binding; lipopeptide binding. Lineage: Eukaryota; Metazoa; Chordata; Mammalia; Lagomorpha; Ochotonidae. Gene Ontology annotation, biological process: antigen processing and presentation, exogenous lipid antigen via MHC class Ib; positive regulation of T cell mediated cytotoxicity; antigen processing and presentation, endogenous lipid antigen via MHC class Ib. The record is from RefSeq and is a predicted model, not a curated record. The coding region runs from base 70 to 1242 and encodes 390 amino acids.
CGGAUCUACAAAGGCAGGGGGAUCCUGAAUGUUUUGGGCACUUCAUCCUGGGAAGUCUUUCAAACCUCCAUGUUGCUCCUGCUCUUCAGGUUCUUCCUGCUCCAUAAUGGACUUCUGUGCCAUGGGAAAGGCACAACCGCUCCCCAGGCUCUCAGGCCCCACCAUCCAGCUGCAGAAGAGCCCCUUGCCUUCCGCGUCAUCCAGAUCUCCUCCUUUGCCAACCACAGCUGGGCACACAACCAGGGCUCAGGAUGGCUAGGUGAGAUCCAGACUCACAGCUGGGACAGCGCCAUGGGCACCAUCCAUUUUCUGAAGCCAUGGUCUCGUGGGAACUUCAGCCAGGCAGAGUUGAAGAAUUUCCAGUCAUUCUUCCGGUUAUACCUCCAAGGUUUUAUUCAAGAAGUACAAGCCUUUGUGAACCAAUUUCAGUUUGAAUACCCCUUUGAGAUCCAGCUGUCCUGUGGAUGUGCACUGCGAGCUGGAACUCUCUCAGAAAGUUUCUUAUACGGAGCAUAUCAAGGAUCAGAUUUCCUGAGUUUACAAGGAGGUUCCUGGCAGCGAGCCCCUGGAGCAGGAAGUCGUGCCCAAGAUGUCUGUAGGGUGCUCAAUCAGUACAAAGACAUUGAAGAACUUGAACAGGAGCUUGUCAGUAAAACGUGCCCAGAAUUUCUGGCAGGCCUCCUUGCAAAAGGGAAGUCAGAACUGGAGCAGCAAGUGAGGCCCGAGGUCUGGCUGUCCAGUGGCCCCAGCCCUGGGCCUGGUCGUCUGCUGCUAGUAUGCCGUGUCUCUGGCUUCUACCCCAAGCCUGUGUGGGUGAUGUGGAUGCGGGGUGAAAAGCAGCAGACACGCACUCGACGAGGUGAUGUCCUGCCCAAUUCUGAUGGCACAUGGUAUCUCCGAGUAACCCUGGAGGUGGCGGCUGGAGAGGCAGCUGGCCUGGCCUGUCGAGUGAAGCACAGCAGCCUUAGAGGCCACGACAUUGUCAUUCCCUGGGGUGGACACUCCAUCCUGCUGAUACUGAUGUGUUUGGCUGUAAUGGUCACUCUGGCUGUGUUGGUUGUAGUUGAGUUUUGGUUUGUAAAGCAGAGCUCACAUGGAAGUUUCCUUCGUGUUGAUGUAAACAAGUUUGCCAGUGAACACAGCCCUGAAGAUCCCAGAGCAGGAGAGCAAGUCUACCUGACAGAGAAAUUACGGAUCAAACCCAAGUUCUUCAAGUGGAAAACGAUCUUAAGCCAACUCUGAUCACAUUAGCAUUAAGUUAGGCAUAAAAUUAUUUUCUGUGUUUUCUUAAACUUGCCUGUGUCUAGUAAAGAAAAUAUGAUUUUAUUCAACUACUUUCUUCUAUGGCAGAAAUACUAGUUCUUAAGGACAUAUAUUUUUGUUUCAUCUUCUAACAAAGUGUUCUCUGUACUUUCUUCAGAUAUUGCUUUCAUGGGGUCUUCCUAGUAUCCCCCACGUGAAAGCUACUAUUCCCUCCCAUAAUUGGGCUGAUUUUCAUAAAGACAUUCAUCUCAUUCUACCCUGAACUACACUAGUCUCAUUUUUUUACUUACUUUUUUUCCUUUUUGAUUUUUGAAAUUUGGCUUGUAAUAGGACAUUGUAUAAUAAGAUGUGGUAUUAUAAAUGAGAUAAUGAAAUAACAACAAGUCUUGAAAUCUGUGGGCCUGACAGUUUCUAUGAACUUUA